Antechinus flavipes (yellow-footed antechinus) is the source of this 11956-nucleotide messenger RNA. It is a transcript of the gene ILF3, whose product is annotated as interleukin enhancer binding factor 3. The record is from RefSeq and is a predicted model, not a curated record. The coding region runs from base 207 to 2915 and encodes 902 amino acids. The transcript is spliced from 20 exons. Gene Ontology annotation, cellular component: precatalytic spliceosome. Lineage: Eukaryota; Metazoa; Chordata; Mammalia; Dasyuromorphia; Dasyuridae. Gene Ontology annotation, molecular function: single-stranded RNA binding; double-stranded RNA binding.
AGCAGCCCAGCGCACCGCGUGGUUGGGGGACCCGGGGGCUGUCGCUGGAGGAGGCAGCGGCGGCGGCGGCUGCUGCUGCUGGCGAGGGGGUGCCGACAAGAUAAAAGUUGCAGAAUUGAUACAUCCAAGUACAACUGUCAUACGGUUUGAAAAAUUAGCAGAAAUUUAAUUCUCAGACACUACAAAAGAAAUCGCAAGAGAUAAAAAUGCGGCCAAUGCGUAUUUUUGUGAAUGAUGACCGCCAUGUGAUGGCAAAGCACUCUGCUGUUUAUCCAACUCAGGAAGAAUUGGAAGCUGUUCAGAACAUGGUAUCCCAUACAGAACGAGCACUUAAAGCUGUGUCUGAUUGGAUAGAUGAACAGGAAAAAGUCAGUGGAGAGCAGCCUGAACCUGAGGCUAUGGAUGUGGUAGCUGAAGAAGAAAACAAGGAAGGGGGGGAACAGAAGACUGAGCACUUAACCAGGACUCUGCGAGGAGUGAUGCGGGUUGGCUUGGUAGCAAAGGGUCUCCUGCUCAAGGGGGAUUUGGAUCUGGAAUUAGUCCUUUUGUGUAAGGAGAAACCCACAACUGCCCUUUUGGACAAAGUGGCGGACAACUUGGGAGUCCAGCUUGCUGCUAUUACAGAAGACAAAUAUGAAAUAAUCCAAUCCAUUGGUGAAGCAGCAAUUGUAAUAAAAAAUACAAAAGAACCUCCAUUGUCCUUGACCAUUCAUUUGACAUCACCUGUUGUCAGGGAAGAAAUGGAAAAACUUUUAGCUGGAGAAACGCUAUCAGUCAACGACCCCCCGGACGUUCUGGACAGGCAGAAAUGCCUUGCUGCCUUGGCGUCACUCCGACACGCCAAGUGGUUCCAGGCCAGAGCUAAUGGGCUGAAGUCGUGUGUCAUAGUCAUCAGGGUUCUGAGAGACCUAUGCACCCGUGUUCCUACUUGGGCUCCCCUUAGAGGAUGGCCCCUGGAGCUUCUCUGUGAGAAGUCAAUUGGAACAGCAAAUCGACCAAUGGGAGCUGGCGAGGCCCUCAGAAGAGUGUUGGAGUGCCUGGCAUCUGGAAUCGUUAUGCCAGAUGGUUCUGGCAUUUAUGACCCUUGUGAAAAAGAAGCCACUGAUGCUAUUGGGCAUCUAGACAGACAGCAACGGGAAGAUAUCACACAGAGUGCUCAGCAUGCCCUGCGACUUGCUGCUUUUGGCCAGCUUCACAAAGUCCUUGGUAUGGAUCCUCUCCCUUCUAAGAUGCCCAAGAAACCAAAGAACGAAAACCCAGUUGAUUAUACUAUCCAGAUUCCUCCUAGUACCACUUAUGCCAUUACCCCAAUGAAACGUCCCAUGGAGGAGGAUGGAGAAGAAAAAUCUCCUAGCAAGAAGAAAAAAAAGAUUCAAAAAAAAGAGGAAAAGACAGAACCCCCACAAGCUAUGAAUGCACUGAUGAGACUGAAUCAGCUGAAACCUGGGCUACAGUAUAAACUGGUCUCCCAAACUGGCCCAGUCCAUGCUCCUAUUUUUACUAUGUCUGUUGAAGUGGAUGGAAGUUCAUUUGAGGCUUCUGGACCAUCCAAAAAGACUGCCAAGUUGCACGUGGCUGUAAAGGUGUUACAGGACAUGGGUUUGCCUACAGGAGCAGAAGGUAAAGAAUCAAAUAAAGGGGAGGAUUCUGCUGAGGAAACAGAGCAGAAACCUGUGGUUGUUGCUCCUCCACCUGUAGUGGAAACUGUUGCUACUCCCAGCGCUGCUUUUCCUUCUCCAGACCAGACGUCAGAGAAUGUAAAACAACAGGGUCCAAUUUUGACCAAACAUGGCAAGAAUCCUGUCAUGGAAUUGAAUGAGAAGAGGCGUGGCCUCAAGUAUGAGCUUAUCUCUGAAACUGGAGGAAGUCAUGAUAAACGCUUUGUCAUGGAGGUUGAAGUGGAUGGGCAAAAGUUUCAAGGAGCUGGUUCAAAUAAAAAGGUUGCAAAGGCAUUUGCUGCUCUCACUGCAUUAGAAAAGUUGUUCCCUGAUGCUCCUGUUGCCUUGGAGCCCAAUAAAAAGAAGAGAGCACCAGUACCUGUGAGAGGAGGACCGAAGUUUGCUGCAAAGCAACACAACCCAGGCUUUGGAAUGGGAGGCCCUAUGCACAAUGAGGUUCCUCCUCCCCCAAAUAUUCGUGGUCGAGGUAGAGGUGGGAACAUCCGAGGUCGGGGUAGAGGCCGAGGUGGAUUUGGUGGUGCCAACCAUGGUGGCUACAUGAAUGCUGGAGCUGGCUAUGGAAGCUAUGGCUACGGUGGCAAUUCUGCAACAGCAGGAUAUAGUCAGUUCUACAGCAACGGUGGGCAUUCUGGGAAUGCUGGUGGAGGCGGGGGUGGCGGUGGAGGCGGCUCUUCUGGCUAUGGGUCCUACUACCAAGGCGACAACUACAAUUCACCAGUACCCCCAAAGCACGGCGGGAAGAAGCAGCAGCAUGGGGGCCAGCAGAAGCCUUCUUACGGUUCUGGGUACCAGUCACACCAAGGCCAACAACAGUCAUCAUACAGCCAAAACCAGUACAGCAAUUAUGGCCCACCCCAAGGCAAACAAAAGGGCUAUAAUCAUGGACAAGGCAACUAUUCCUCCUAUUCGAAUUCUUACAACUCUCCAGGUGGUGGAGGUGGAUCAGACUAUAACUACGAGAGCAAAUUCAAUUACAGUGGCAGCGGGGGCCGAGGUGGUGGUGGGAACAGCUACGGGUCAGGUGGAUCGUCCUAUAACACAGGGUCACAUGGCGGCUAUGGAGGCAGCUCUGGUGGUGGCUCCUCCUACCAAGGCAAACAAGGUGGCUACUCUUCACAGUCCAAUUACAAUUCCCCAGGCUCAGGCCAGAAUUACAGUGGGCCUCCCAGUUCCUACCAGUCUUCGCAAGGUGGCUAUGGCAGAAAUGAUCACAGCAUGAAUUACCAGUACAGAUAAACUACCUUUACUCCCCAGGGGUGAAGUUUUGUUACCUUCUGCACUCGCCCCCCAUUUGAAUAUUCAGUUUUAUUGCAUCACAGUUAACAUGUCAACCCUUCCCCCCAGGUUUCAUGUUGCCGUGUUCUGUGUGAUAUGCAGGCGGCUACUCUGAUGGUGGCAUCUCCCUGUAAUUCCAUACUUAGCUGUGUUUGGGACAUCUGUGUAUUUAAUGGUUUGUUAGUUACCAUUACAACUUUGUCUGAAUAGAGUUUUUGAGUUAAUACAACUCAGUAUCCCUUCGUCUAUUUAACAUUGGUGUUAGUGUUAACUAAGUUCGUCUUUAAAUAGUUACGUGAGGGAUACGUCAUCUGUUAAUGCUUUUGUGAAGUGAGUUAAACAAGCUUUCUGUAUUUUAAUGCUUUAGUGUUUCAGUUUUAUAAGUGAAGAUUUUAUUUUAAAAACCAGUGGGAAAGAGUGGGUUUUUUUUUUUUUUUUUUUUUUUUUUUUUUUUUUGUAUGUCUGGGUCAUUCAGGCAGGAUAUCUGAAUUAAGCUGAAUGUAGACAAAUAAAGAUGAAGAAAACUCUUUGGGCCGAUGUCUGGCCUGCGUGUCUGUCCCACCAACCCUGGAAAAGCUGCCCCCUCACCUGGUUCAAAGCCAGGGAGAGAGCAGGUACAGGGUGGCAGGUGGGGAAAGACAGGUUGGAGGGGGCAGGAUUUUCUUGGGGCUUCUUAAUUCCCUGAGCUUUUGGAAACAAGCACCUUUGGUAGGUAAAGUCUUCCUGUCCGUGAAGAGCCAUUAAAACAUCCCCCCAAAAUGACAGGGGCAGGAGGUAGAGGGACACCAUCAAGAUAGGCUGAGGUGAGGUGGGAUGAGGAAAGCUUUCUCCAUAGGGAGGAGGAGUGUUAGAUUUUUCUAUGCAUAUAUGGGCUAGGCUAGGAUCCUUGAGAAGGCAAGGCCCAGAAGCACAGAGCUAUUGUUUGGGUAAAGCCUCCAUUUCCUUUAGCCUAGGGGUUGGUGUUUAUAGCUACUCCAGAAGCAGGCUUAAGUACAGAAGGCAUAUGGAGGACCAGCCAUUUGCUUGGCAUCUCUCCUUGCUUUGAUUAGAAUACCGAUCCUGCCUUUAUUUCCUGUCAUGGCUUUAAGACUGCCUUGCCAAAAUGACUUGUAAUUAAGGUUGUUGGAGGGGGAGCAAUUGAGUAAAUGGAUAUCAACAGCUGAAGGGAGCUGAAUGCCAGGACUUGGGCUUUUUCCUUAAGUUCCUCGGUUUAGGCCAGGAUCUGAAGGCCUGAGAAGAUGCUCUGCUUGGGGGCCAAUUAACCCUUUUUCAAGGCUAAAUGGUGAUGAGAGGGGAGUCGACUUAGGCUGUCUCCUUGACUUCCUUGGAGAUUUCAGUGGACUUGCAAGCUUAAUAUACGCCAAUUGUGUAAUGACAGUAAAAAAGAGUAGUUGUGGUCAUUUGCAUUGAGAAAAGCAGUGUCCAAGCUGGGGAUGGCAGCAGUCCUACUGUGCCUCCCCUGGAGAGAUGCCAUGAGUAAGACAGGAUAAGCCUUGAUGAUUAGAGAGGAGGAGGUGGGGGAGGGCCAGGCUGCCAAAUGGUCUUGAAAGAAAGGUCAGUUAAAAGAACUGGGGAUAUUGAGCCUAGCAGAAACUCUGGGUCAUGAUGGCUCUUUGCAGGUAUCUGAAGGGGUGGAAGAGGGAGAAGUCUUGGCUUCUUUUUGCCCCAGAGGACAGGGUUAGGAGCAGUGAACAAGCAGGGCACAGUUAAUGAGAAAAGCUGCUGUGGCAGAUGGCUUGUUUUUCAGUUGAGGUUUGAAGUAGGGGUUGGAAGAGCUUGGUGAGAUUCUGGGUCAGGUAUUGGUCAGGUUAGAAUGCCUCUGAGUGCUAAGGACCUUGGAGUCCUUUCUUGUUUGACUGGAGAAGCUAUGUCUGAAAGAAUGGCCUCUCUCGUACAACCUGCAUGACCUUGGCAAAGUCAUUUCACCUCUGGACCUUAAUGAAAGAGGAUAGGAUAGUGAUCAAAGGUGGCGUGUGUCAGAUGGAGCAUGAAGUCAGAAGGACUUGGCUUUGAAUCUUGCCUCAGUUGUUUUACAAUCACUGUGAUGUUGAACAAAAAACUUUAAGGUUUCUGAGCCUGUUUUCUCAUUAUAAAAUGAAGUCAGACUAGGUAGUUGCCAAGGUCCCUUCAAAUUCUCCAUCAUGUGACCCUAAUGGAAUUGAUUUAGCCAAGGAUAAGGAGGUGGGAAGAUGCUCCUCAAGUGGCAGGGAAAUAAAGAGGGAUGAAAAGGGCCAUAGUCUUGGUUCAGGGGACUUCAGCCCCAGAAGUCAGCAGCGAGAGCUAGAGAAAGAGAGAAAGCUGAUAUCUCACAGGAACAUCAGUAUGUAAAAGGAUUGGAAAUGAUAACUGGUCCUGUACUGGGAAGAAUCCACAGAUCAGAGGUCAAGUGUGAUGCCUAGUAUAGUAGUUUUCCUUCUUUCACCAGAAAUUGAACAGAAAAGGAGAUUUGGUAAGUAAUACUCAUUUUGUAUAUAUAAAGCCACUGACUGACAUAGCUGGAAGGGAUUUCUGGGUCACCUGAUCUACUUCUUUGGGUCUCCUCUGUGAGAGAACGAGGAAUGUCUGAGUGAUUUGUCCAAAGUUUUAGGCAGUAAGUUAAGUCAAAGCUCCACCCUAAGUCUUUUGCCUACACGUUCACUGCAUUUAAAGUUUCCAGUUAACAUGUUUGACGUGUAGUAGUUUUGUAAAUACUUGCUGAUAGUAGGCUCAUAAAUGCUUAUUGAUAUUGCACUGCUCUCAGGAGGCCUGACCCUGAGCAGAGGUAUGUACAAUAGUCUGGGUGGUCCCAGGGUUUGGACUUGGUUCAGAAAUCAUUUCUAUUUCAUUCCCUCAUUUUACAGGUGAGGAAACUAAGGCCCAGGAAAGGAGAAGUGACUUGAAUGAAUGAAAAAGCAUUUAUUAAAUGUUUAUUAUUUCCCAACCACUGGAUACAAAUAGAAGAGUGAGACAGCCCCUUUUGUUAGGAAACUCAUGUUCUAAUUGGGGGAGACAGCAUAGAUAAGCGAGGUGAGCUGCGUGUCAGAAGGGCCAGGACUGUAAGGGUGUGACUGAAGGGUGGAUGGCAAGACCCAGUUCUUAGGAAUUAUUGGCAGGUCAGAUGGCAGUGCCCUGAGAGUCAGGAGGGAAUUGUGAUGGGGCAAAGAGCAAGAGCCACAAUGGUCCUCCAUUUUGCUGGAAUGAUUAUAGUUGGUGACUGCUCAUUUAAGUGGUGUGAGCAGCCCUAUCAUAACUUGACCCAAGUCUGCUGACUCUCCAAACCCAGCACUCUUUCCACUACACCACAAUGCCUUAUCUUUCACCUGUUCCCUUUACCUGGUGGACAGUUAAGUGUACUUUUUAGUCACCUACAUGCAGGUCUCCUAUUUAGAGGGACUUGGUUGGAAAAUGGAGUAUAGCUGUGUUUCAUGAGAGGAUCACCCCAGAAGACACCAUAAGGUUUUACAUGGUUUUAGGGACACCUUGGGUGACCUAGAGUUCAAUUUGCAGUUGUAAAUUAAUGUCCCAGGUCAGGUCUUAAAUCAAACUCAUCAUGAUCUUCCUGGAACUCUAUACUGUUCCUUAACAUUAGGCCUUGGUUACAAUUUUAAAUAAUUUUUCCAAGGUUUAUUAAGCUAUAAAAGCAAAAAUUUAGUUAAAACUGCACUAUGUCUUUUGGGACACCCUAUUAAAUGAAUACUGUAUCCUUUGGAUGCUUCUUCCUCCUCUCCCAUGCCAUCACGGCCAGAGGAAAGUUCAUUUUUGUCACUUCAUUUUGUCACUGCCUUUAACGAUUAUAUUGCUAGUCCAGAGAGUAAAGUAAGAAAGAAACUCACGGUGUUGGCCCUGAGGAGAGGAUCAUGAUUGCUAAAUAGAUAAUACUGGGAAACAUGUAUUGCCUCUUGGAAGGUAGGCCAGUACCCCAGCAGUUCCUGGGGAAGAAAGCCAUUGACAAAGGCAAAUUGAAGACAGCUACAUUGAUGAAACUUAAUUUGGUACUGCUGGAAAGAGUUAGGAAGCUGUGUAUGGAUGCUUCUCCAAGCAGUUGGAAGCAUGGCUCUUAAAGCUUCCAAGUAGAUAUUCUUUACAUUUGGGGCAGCAACCAAGACCCUGAUGAAUAGAUUAGUGGAUAUCACAUAGUGAAAUCCACUGUAGUAGAGAGGGUACUUGGUUAGGGGGCUGAUUUUCUUAGGUAUUUCUCUACUUCCUUGUGAUCCUAAUGGAGUCCACAUUCCUAUAAAUGUGUCCUUUAAUGAAAUUCUUGACCUGGGGUUCCUUGAAAGGCAGCACGUACUGCAUAAGGAAACUGGGGCUCACAAACACAUUGCCAUCUAUCUUGAGCACAGGGCAGGUAGUGGGACAGUAGGGAGCUACCCAUUCUGGUCCUUUGAGGGUCUUAAAAGUCAGAUUGUGAUAUGUAUCUAGGAAACCUCCCUGGAGGAAAUCUUGGUGCUUUCUGCCCUUAUCUACCAACAAAUCCCAUAGAUGUCUAGGAAAGAGGAAUGGAAGCGGGCCCAUCAGGAAGACAAGGUGAAUGUCCACUUCAGAGACCACAGCUUUGUGGCCCCAUGUGCGUCGGAUGACCUGGUUUCUGCUGCCUUCCUGGGGUUUGGUCAUGACCAACAUCAAAAGGAAGGGGCCGGCAGGAUUUGCCAUGCACUUGUUUGGAUGGUUGAACAGGAAAGGGGUAGGUGUGGGCUUGCACCUUCUCCACAGGGUACUGCAUCUGCCUCUGUACUCUCUCAUUGAAGUGUGGAUGACCUUCCAGUAGUAUUGAAAAGUUCCUCUCCUUCCAUUUCUCUCCCCGCUACUCUGGACAGCACCUGAAAAACCUGAGCACCGAUGUCCCUAUGUUAGUCUUAUGGUGUCAGUAGUAUACUGAGAGGGAAGGAACAAAAGACCAGAUCAGGGUUAGCGAGCCUAGGUUACAAACAGAUUCUGUCCUCACUCCUUCCUAUCCCCUCUGGCAUGCUAGAUGAUGUUUUCCUUGUGGAGAGUUUGGUUGAUAUAGAUUUGGGAGCAGCAAAGGAGAUAAAAAGACACAAUGGUGAAUGUCUGCCUGCCUUUCCCUUGAUGUGGCAGGAACUUGGAUGGGGCCCUAGAAAUUGGCCAGUAAAACUGUUAGGGGGUAUCCUUUGCAGGGCCUUGUGUUCUGCUCCCACCUCUGAAAUCUUCCUCCCCAUUGGGGAACUCAUUAUAGCUUACAGGGAAUUAAGGAGCUUUAGUGUGCCCUUCAACUUGAUUAAAAUGGGGACAAGAGAUGAUUGGAUCAGUUAAGAAUUCCAGUGAUACUGAUGUGGGACUGAGGCCAGGUAGAGGUGGGGAGUGUGGAUAUUGAACUGGGCAAAGUUCUCAGGUUUUAUCCAUAAGAGUCUUAGAGCUGGAAAGGAUUUUAAAGAUCAUCUUGCCCAUCCCUUUCAUUUUGCAAAUGGAGAAACUUGAGUUUCAGAGGGGGAACAGUGAUUUGCCCGAUGAAUGAGUUGUUAUAUGGACACAAUUCGAACUUAAAGUCUUCCAAACCAAGGGCCCUUCCCACUGUUUCAGGCUGCCUUCCCUUCUAACCUGGAUUUUUUUUUUCCCUCCUUUUAGCAGCCCUCCAUAGGAGCCGCCUUCCAGCCCAAACUCAGCUCUCAGGGAUAGUGUCAGGAUUACAGGGGAUCUUCUACCAGCUAGCUAUCUUUGCUCUACCCAAGUCACUCUAGGAAUCCUCAACACAGAUUACAUCUUGAUUCCCUAAGUGAAGGUGGAUCUUAGUUUUCCCAUCUUCAUUAUUGCUGCCUGCCAUCCCCUCAUUUUAAAAAUCAAUUUUAUUGUAUCACAGUUAAGAUGUUAUCCAGACCCAUCUUCCUUGUUGCUGUGUUCUGUGUGGUCAGCUGAUCACUCAGGCUUAGUGUCCCUUCAUUUCACAACUGGUUGUCUGCCUGGGAUGUCACUGUGGUCCUGAUCUUUUCAUCAGCAUUAGGGCUUCUUUUGGAUAGAGAAAAGGCAGUUGAUAGCUCUUGUGGGGGAUAUGAGAUAAUCAUUAUUAACAUAGGGUGUUAAAAGUUUGAUUUAGGAGGUGACAUUGAACCAGAAAGCUGUUCUUCUGCAGAUACGACAAAUUCAAAAGCCCCCUAUGGGUUCUGAAAUUUCCCAGGAAUUUUUUUUAUUACAGAAUUUGUGGUGGGGGACUAAGCCCCAAAGUUUCCUGCCACAGGUAUUCCAUUCUAAUGGCUGUCAUCCAGUCUCCUGGACAAUUCUUGUAUGCAUCAGCUUUCAUCACAACAGAAUUUCUGGGACAAUUUAAAUACCAGACUGGAAGAGGUUCUCCGGUGUUCAGUGUGAGUCCAACAAACUUUAAAGGGCCUGAAUUCACUUGAAGAUGGCACAGGAUAGUUUCUGAGAUGGCAGUCUCAUAACUCCUCAGAUUCAAGGUCUCCAACCCUGUGGUCUGGUCCAGUGCCUGUUCUGAGGCACCUGAUCUUCUUUGCCUACCAACUGCCCUCCAUAGAAUUGAAGAUUUGUAAAAAGCUAUUCUAUCUUGUUCUGGAACUAACCCAGUGGACAGUGAGAUGAAAAGGAUUCUGUAGUUAUGAGCUCACAUUCUAGAUCAUUAACAGGCUCCUUUUAUCCUGGAUCUUUUAAUCUUUUUAUUCUCAUGGCAAACUGCCUCUCAGAAAGAUGCCUUAGAUCCCUUGUCACCAUUUCCAGUGUUGUUUGUUGUUGUUCUUGGGAUGGACACACACACACACACACACACUCUCUCUCUCUCUCUCUCUCUCUCUCUCUCUCUCUCUCUCUGUGUCUCAGUAAAUCUUUGCUACCAUCAUAUUCCUUGUUCCCUUCAAGUGACUAAACGUUCCCCAUCACUGCAGCCUUUUGAAGUUCAUGCUAUCCAUUUUUAGACACAGUUCUGAUAUUUGGCUGUAAUCAUACCAGUUUCUGAUUACUUUACCUGCUUUGUCAAGAAGUUUAAUACUUGGCUUAAAGCUUUUCUUUCCACCCAAACCCUUGCUUUUGUACUUGUGGACUUUUACAUGUUGAUGUCUUCCUUGUAUACCUUGGCCUUCCAGUUAAAAUCAAAUCCCAUGAGCUUCAUCUUCACAAAACUUUAGCCUCCUACAGGGGUGGUGAGAAAUGCUUGUGAAAGCAUUUUGUAUAUCUUGUCCUAGUUAGACCUCUUCUGGAGUACUGAAUUUAGUUCUGGGAUGCAUGUUUUAGGAAAUCACAUUGAGAAACUACAAUAUGUUGAGAGGAUGGUGAGGGCUCUGGACACAGCCAUGUGAAGAUUGACCGAACAAGUGGGGGAUAUUUGACUUAGGAUAAUCUGGGGGGAGGGGAAGAGAUAGCCUGUAAAUUUUUGAAGGGCUGCUUAUGAAAAAAGAAAUUAAACUUUGUACUUCUUGGUCCCAGAGGUUAGGACUAGGAACCAUUUGAUAGGUGAAAAGAGGCAGGUUUCAAGUAGGGGGAAAAAUUCCCUGCAAGUACAAAGAUCCCACUGGACUGCUUCAGGAAUUGGUGAUUUUCCCUCUCUGGAGGUCUUCAAGCAGUGAUCAGAUGAUUUGGUUGGGCUGUUGUUACGGAGAUUUCUAUUCAGCUAUGGGUUGGACUAGACACCCUUUGAGGUACCCUUAAGCCCUCAGCUUUAGUGAUUCUAUCAUUUAAAUCUCUUGUACCUACCUCACAGGGUUGUUAGGAGGAUCAAAUGAACUAUUGUAUGUAAAGUGCUUUACAAACCUUAAGGCACUUAUAAAUGUCAGCUUUUAUAAUUAUUCUGUGAUACAAAGCACUGUAAAAAUGGGAAGUUAUUUUUUUCCUAUUAUGUUAUUGACGGUGGCUGCUCUGUGUGUCUAGCUGCUAAUGACUCUCUCUGUGGACACUCCAGUCUAGGUGACCACACUGUUUUGAACACUGCCCCAUUAACCCCUUGUGUCUUACUUCCAGUCCUAGAGUUUUGUGCUGGGGGCCUGGGGUUUGUGGGGUCAGGAAGCUUCUUGUAACUGAAGUGUAUGCCUGGAUCAUUCCAGCACCCUGAAUCAAGAUGAAUGUAAAUGAAUAGGGAUGUGGGGGGGAACGUCCCCACUGCCAACUCUAUCCCUGACAGAUGAUGUUACCCCACAUCGACUGCUUAGAGGGGAGAAUUUGCAGCCUUCUUCGUGAGAGGCUGGGCACAAACUUUCUCCAGAGACAGGAUGAAGGAAUAUUCAAGCAGGGCACCGGAAGAGAGAAGAGAAAAAAAUCGAAAAUGGAGUCAGAAGCCAUCUGAUUCUGAGGGCUGAUAACAGGAGGCUUGUCCCCUUCUGUGCCUGCAGACUUUCUCCCAGCUGCGGUUUACUCUGAGAGGCCAGAAUAUCAAGACUUCACAUCUCUGUUGUCCUGAGAUGUGAUUCUUUUCAGAAUCUUAAGUUCCCAGGUUCAGUUGCUGGGCAAGUUGCUAAUAGACCUUUAGGGUCUAGGUUGUCGUAGCAUGUUGAUACACAGCUCAGGAAAGGGCCCAGAAAGUGAACUCAAGAGCCUUUUUUUAUCCUGUUCGACCAGCUUACAGUGCCCAGCUGCUAAGCCAUCAGGGAAGCUGAGACAGGAGGACUCAAAAUCUACAUUCCCUAGAAGUUUGGGAGACUGUAGUUGGGGAAACGGGUGGUGAGGAGGUUUGCUGCUUGAUUCUUCUCUCCUGUUAUAUAUUUUUUGUUUUAAGUAAAUGUCCUCUUGCAUUGCUAUGAUGUCAUGUGAUUAAUUCUGACUGGUGGGGUUUAGAAGGGGAAAAAAUGGCGUGCUAGCAGAAGUUCAUAGGAUCAUUGAUUAAGAGCUGGAAGUAAUCUUAGGGGCAGUCUAGUUCAAUCCUCUCAUUUUGCAGGAGACUGAAACUGGGAGAGGUUGUGACUUGCCUCAAAUCACAGGUAGGGCACAAACUAGGACAGAGCUGGGGUUUGAACCCAGGUCUUCUACCUCCAGAAUUUUCCCCACCACAUGCUGUUGACUGGAUGAUGAACCUAGGAACCUGAAUGUAUGGUCCUCUACACAAAUAAAGGAAAAUGGGUCUGCCCUGA